Molecule: messenger RNA, 897 nt
Organism: Closterium sp. Naga37s-1
Lineage: Eukaryota; Viridiplantae; Streptophyta; Zygnematophyceae; Desmidiales; Closteriaceae
Source: the annotation of a GenBank genome assembly
AUGGCAUCUGGCCAAGAGAAUGACAUGGGAAGGGAGGAAGGGCCCACUGCCCCUAAUGAGGUGGUGAACAAUGCUGCUGAGAUUGACCUCAAUCAAGAUGAGGCAAUGACUGACAUUGAGCUGGAUGACAUUGAGAACUUAGACCUGGAGGAUGAGGAUAACUAUGCUCGCGUUAUUGCAGCCACUCGUGCAUUGGACGAGGUGGCCCGCAGAGCAGUGUAUGGCGCUAAGGAGCAGGCGCAGGGACCGUUUGAAUGGCCGGAGUUCUGCACCGCGUUGAAAGAGGCAUUCAUGGUCAAGAAGUCCGACCUCGAACUGCGCGGACGCCUUGAGAGUAUCAAAUGUCGUGACCGUUCGGUGCAGGAAUAUGCGGUCGAGUUUGAGGCCGCAGCACGCUUGCUCCAGAAGCCCUUGUCUGAGGAGGAGAUGAUGCACGUCUUCAUGAAAGGCCUCCCUUUCAAGCUGCAGCAGGCACACAUGACCGGUGGCAUGACCAAUUGGACGACUUACAAGGAGAUGAAGGAGCAGGUGAUUAAAACUGACAACAUCAUUCGCACGUAUAUUUUUGGUCCUGCAAAGCCGGACCAGCAGCCCCGUGCUGAGGGCCCUGGUGGUCCUGGGAACCGACCCCAGAAUGCCAACGGCGGAGGCGGUUGGAACAAGCGGCCUUUCCAGAAGCGUGAUCACCAGCCUGGGCCACAGGCCAAGAGGCCUAACGGAGGGGGAGGUCAUGGCCCUAAAAAGCCGAACUUCUCCGACAAGCAGUGCAGAGUCUGUGGAAGGAUGGGGCACAUUGAAAGGCAGUGCCGUGACAAGAACGCAAUCAAGUAUUCUGGGAAGCCUAAGCUAGGUGGCGCUGGACCUUCUGGAAAGAAGGAUUUUCAGAAGCCCAACUAG